ACAUCAAGGUAGUAUAUGCCCCGCCCAUAAAUGUGCAGGUAAGAUCAGGUAAAAAGGGUGAGAACAGGCAAGCCUCCUUUGACAAUCGUGUGGUUGAAGAAGGAUAUGCUAGCAUUGCUGCGUGCAGCAGCACUUUAGCAGCGCCUUUGAGAGAAAUCUUGGGAUUAUUGUUGAUUUGAAUAUUAGAUUGGCUAGAUUAACCUAAGGAUAUAGACAAGGUGAACAUUUUCAACCAUGAACAGAUUUCGAAAGUGGUUUCACAAACCUAAGAAAUCGGACCAACAAUUGCUCGCCCAGUUCUACUGUGCUGAUGAAGAGCUGAGGCAAGUGGCUGCCAAGCUCAACAGCCUGAAUGGCAAGAACGAACCCCAACGCUGUGCCCUGCUGGUCAGCCAGUUCCGCUCCUGCCAGGACAAUGUGCUGAGCAUCCUCAACCAGAUCAUGAAUGAGUGUAUUCCAGGCGAGAGAGCCAACCGAGACUUCUAUGUCAAGUUCCCAGACGAGAUCCAACAAGAGAACCUGGAAGGCCAGAUGUGGUUUGGAGCUGAGUGUUUGGCUGCUGGCUCCAUCAUCAUGAACCAGGAGGCUGAGAGCGAGGCAAUGCGUCCCCUAGCAAAGGAACUGACUCGCUGCAUAGAUGAAGUACGGAACAUCGCCCGUGACCAGGCUCUUCGCAAUCGGAACAUCUAUACAGAGCUACUGUGCCAGGCCUUGAGAAAAUUUGACAACCUGUUUGCAGGUUUCGAGUUCAGCUAUGUUUCAGCCAUGGUACCAGUCAAGUCCUUUAAACAGUAUGACAUCCAACAGGAUGUCACUGUGCUGUUCUGUGAGACAGUGUCCAGGGCACUAAAACGGGGAUAUAUCACUCAAGACCUGAUCGAUGACUAUGAGCCUGCACUCAUGUUUACAAUCCCACGAUUAGCUAUAGUGUGUGGUCUAAUGGUGUUUCCUGAUGGCCCCAUGAAGCUGGAUGGUGAGUUGGAGGACAUGUCUGAGUUAUUCAGGCCCUUCCACUCUUUACUGAAGAAAAUUAGGAAUCUCCUGCGCACGCUCAAGGAAGAAGAGCUUCAUUCGUUGGAACGCAACCUCUGUGUCACUCAUGAAGAGGGUUUGGUUGCCCGCCGCUGUUCUUCAGCCAUACCACAUUCAGCCAUCACUCUGGCCCAGCAACUAGAGCAUACCAUGCAUGGGAAGCAGGGGGCAAAGUCCCAGUCAAGUGUUCCUCCUCAGGCAUGUGUCGUGAUGGAGGAGGACAAGGAGGACAACCCUUCCCUCCUGCAAGUUGAACCUGGCCGUUUAGAGUGGGACCCAGAGGUUGAGCUGUCAUCCUCCAUGCAGACUGACAUCAUGGAGAUGGAGCUGCUCAGCAUGAUGUUCUACCAGGCGGGAGAUGAGAUGUCCAGCUUUCUGUCCCCAGCACCCAGCCAGACUUCAUCUCCUUACCCCCAGAGGAGGGGGGCUGCCAGCCUCACCCCCAGCCCCAUGGCCUCUCCUCUCAGGCUCCGCAGGGCUGGGAGCAGAGUGUCAUCUGGUGGUUGGUCGUCUGGUGGGUCAAGUGUAGACAAAGAGGAGCGUGUCUUCUACAUGGAUGACUUGGACGGGACACAGAAGCAAGGCUAUUCCCUUCCUAACUCCCCAUAUCUGAAUAUGAGGCGGAACAUGUCUUGCCCUUCUUCACCGUGGACCAGCUUGUCCAGGAAGUGUGCGGAGGCAGCCCUCCAGCGCAGCAAGAACUGGCCCAGCAGUAGCAGGCUCUCGAUCCCAGACCCUGGGGCUCUCUCUGUCCCCCCCAUCUACCUGAAUGGGGAGGGGUUGAGCCAGAAUGUGAGCCAGGAUGUUUUAGAGACGGCAGAGCUGAUUGCACAGAGGAUGAAGGGGAUGAAACUCUCUGUAACUGUGAUCAAUCCCCCAUCUCCCAACCUGUCUACCUGGACCGAGAAGGUGAAAGAGGAAAAAGAUGACGAUGAAGACGACGAUGAAGAGGAUUCACAGCUGCAGUCUCUGAAUGAAGGGGCCACAUACUGCCAGAUCAGCCCCUGUAUCUGCCUCCAGUGCCCCAGUCUGCAUAUAUUCCCACCAGACCAUGACACCUAUGGCUGCCUGACUCCCCAAACCCAAGGUCCCCCCUUAUCUGUUGUUAGAAGCCCAGCUCGGAGCCCCAGGGAACAGGGGAAGGAGAGGAGCCAUGUGCUGGGCCCACGGUUCUCUUCACUACGGGCCAAGGGUCAACAGAGAGAUGGUGUUCCAGCAUCUGUUACCUGCCCCAGCCUGACCCAGUGGAGAACCAAUGGAGAUGGGAAGGCUGAACAGAGAGUGGUAGAAGCAGAGCCAGAGGAAUCCCCCCCGUCUCAAUUCAGCUAUCAACCCAGCAGUAAUAACACAGAGGGGAUUGAGCAUCCUGACAUCCAGUUGGCCUGCCACAAUAUCCGAUCCCGUUUCAAUAGCAGCGGUGACCUCCUUCACCGUCUGUUUGUGUGCAUCUCAGGUGUUGCAGACCAGCUACAAAGCAACUACUCCAGUGACCUAAGAACCAUAUUGAAGACACUCUUCCAGAUAAUGACGACUAAGACAGUUCUUGCAGAAGAAGACAAGAAAAGGAAAGCAUCCUUAGGCCUGAGUAACAAGGCUCUGGAGGACUGUGCCUUGUGUAUGGAGUGGCUGUCCUCCUCCCCAUCGAUGGAGCAAGAUGUCCAAUGUGAAGGUGAUGUCUCCUUUUGGUCUUGUCAUUUUAACUGUCCCUAUUAUCAUUUUCUAACCAUACAUCAACAACUUCAAUCACAUGUAGCGCUCCCAAACUGGGUUCCCGAUGAGGCCUGUAGCGUCUGCACAGCAUGUAACGCCCCCUUCACCUUAAUACGCAAGAAGCACCACUGCAGGAGCUGUGGCAAGAUCUUCUGUUCUCGCUGCUCUGCCCGCUCAGCGCCUCUACCGCGGUACGGCCAGGUCAAGGCUGUGAGGGUAUGCACCCACUGCUACAUGUUUCACGUCACGCCAUUCUGCCCCUGGAACAGCAACUGACUCAACCCUGGCCCUUAUUAUUCUAUCAAUCCAACUGUUUAAGGUAGUUUACUAGAUUAUCAAUUAAAUAGGCAUUCACAAUGUGGUACCUGUUUUGUGACUUUUAGAUGUGUAAUAGUACCAAAAUGUCAUACAAAAUGUUUCAACAUGUGGAGGACCUUCAAUCGUUUGUAUUGAAUAAUAUUUUAUAUUGAGGGUAUUUCUUUCUACAACAUCACAACUGGGCACUGACAUGAGUGAAACCUCUCAGAAUGUUUAUUACUUUAAGACAAGACAGAUAUUUUAUUCUGCUUCAAUCCUUGAGUUGUAGCCACACCAUCUGAUUUCACACACAUAUGCAACAAGAGUGCUUUCUCACUACUUAGGAGUGGUUGACAAUGUCAAACUGAGUGAGAGGGAUCAUUAGAUAACAAUACCAUUUCAUUCAGCUAGCAGUGCUUUCUUUAACCAUUCGUUUCACAAGUUCACGAAGAUACAAUAACUGUUGUGUUGCACAAUAUCCACUACUUUGAAUUGUUAGGCUGCUGGGCACAUACAGCUUAACUUUCUUCCGUGCUACUUUUACAUUGUCAGCAACCUGGUUGGACAAUUCAUUGUACUCAAAAACACAAACAUCUCCACUAGAAGAUCCAUCAGACAGAAUUAACAUUAAAAGAAAGUGAGCAAUUAGCCCUCAAAUUCAUUUUCUUCCCCCAAAAACAACUAUUUCAAUCAUGGAUAACACCUGAAAGAUAAGAGCUGUAAAAAAAAGCACAUUCAAAGACUUCAAGCAUUUCAAAACUUCAGCUCAAACAGAACUAAUUUUGUCAAAUCAAGCAGGACUGAACAAGCCCUGCCCCCAGUGUCCCCAAUGUAAAGGUUCAGACAGUUAAGGGAGACUUGACACAGAACGGCUGACUGAAAAAACAACCACCCCAUUACAAAAGCCCUUGGUACAACAGCAGUGCAAACCAUUCGCUUUCUUUAACUAAACCACUUAUAGGACUACCCUGGAGGACACAAGACACAUCACAGUAG
Molecule: messenger RNA, 4035 nt
Organism: Oncorhynchus kisutch (coho salmon)
Lineage: Eukaryota; Metazoa; Chordata; Actinopteri; Salmoniformes; Salmonidae
Product: lateral signaling target protein 2 homolog
Exons: 12
Coding region: 235-3018 (927 amino acids)
Biological process (GO): negative regulation of epidermal growth factor-activated receptor activity
Cellular component (GO): early endosome membrane
Molecular function (GO): metal ion binding
Source: RefSeq, a predicted model, not a curated record